Molecule: messenger RNA, 524 nt
Organism: Aethina tumida (small hive beetle)
Lineage: Eukaryota; Metazoa; Arthropoda; Insecta; Coleoptera; Nitidulidae
Exons: 3
Coding region: 122-448 (108 amino acids)
Source: RefSeq, a predicted model, not a curated record
CCUUUGCAUAAAUCGGUAGUAUUUAAGAUAAAAUCGGAAGCUGAAUUGUGCAGUUGAGAUUCCGACUCCAAUUGUGUAAGAUCGAUGAGAUAUUUCUAACUGUGGGAUAAACACUCGAAAUAUGAUGGCCAGAAUAUCUGACCAGACCAUGCCAAAAUUCUUCAUAUUACCAUUAUUACUCUACGGAGCUCUUUUGAGUACUAUUCAAGCAUAUCCUUCAACAAUUGAAGAAUACAAGUACUUGGAUCGCGACUAUGCCAGUCCAGGUGCCCAUCAGUUGGCCAGUUGGUUGGCGUCUCAGCUUCGUCCAAAGGAAUACAUUGCGCCACAGGAAAUUCCCAUUUUACCUUACAGAUUACCGGCACAAGGCAAAAGAAACUCGGAGGUCUCCAACGCCAUCAUUGGAUCAGAGGAAACCCAAAAGAUGUACCGCGACGGCAGAAAAUAGAGGACGACCUGACCAUUGUGAUUUCAGUUAUAUUAUAGCAUAAAAUAUUGUGUAUGUCUCAACGGGAGAAAAUAAA